AUUUCCUAGAAAAAUAAACGUCGACUACCUUCUCCGUCGGCUCUUCUGUGAAAUCGUUAAAAAAUUCUUGCCGCGGCAUUCGCCGGUAAAUACGGAGUUCACGACGGUCUCGGUAAUCGUGCGGAGCAACUUGGUUCGCAGUGUAAAAUAACGCGAGGUAUGUUCGGUCGAUCAAUAAAUUAUUGAAGAAAAGUCGCGUCCAGUGUGCAGAACCGGAUGGCCGAAGGGCGAAUCCAACUGCGAAUAAAGAACUUAUCUUUCUCAGUGCUGUCACCGAGGAAUACUCCAAAUCAAUGAGAAUAAAAUGUUGCGUGCGCGAUACGGCGUAACCUGCUGCUGCUGCUGUUCUGUAUAUCAAAGUAGAACGAAUGACAGUCGACGGUGGUAAAGGUGGGCUAGCAUAAAAGAGUAGACAUGCCUCAUGGCUGGAGGCAGCGGCAGCAUCAGACAAGGUGGAAGUUACGACAGAACAAACUUGUGGCUAUAUCAUCAUCACCUGUACCCUUGUCUUUCAUCUAAGCCCCCUACCACCGAAUCUUUUAAAAAGCGCCACAGAGCAGAAACUAAACGUACUUGUUUGAAAAACAUCGAAUUACUUCAAGAAAAUAUUCUCAGAAUAUUUGCGGAGUCUCUGCAUUGCGAUCUUAAAAUAAUACACGGCUCUAACGCAAUUUAUACAAACGAGUGCAUCGUUAGGACAAGAUCGCCAGAAUUUUACGAGGUUCUCAAACCAUAUUUUAUAUACAAUAAUAAAAAAAUUGAAUGUUUUCUCGAUACACCUGGAAUAUUUCAUCAAGUUGAAAGUUUUAUAAGACUUCUAUAUAGUAACUUGGAUCUCUCCCAGGAAGAACGGUUACUGGUAGAACUCAUUCUGAAUAUCUCAUGCACUGUUCCAACUGCAGAAGCUCCAUACACCGAUGAAACAUCUCAUUACAAAGAAAGAUCCUUCAAGGAGAUCCCACUCACGACGUUAACGGAAGGCACGAGGUCGAUCCUGUGGAAGAAUUGUAAACUCUUGGAUAGUAACGAAGCAAACAGAGAAGAUGUUAUCAUCGAUGUGAGUCCUAUGUCUUCUGAUAUGGCCGAUUCCGGACUAGAAACCGGCUCGGCAAGUCCACGGGAAAACAGUGUCUCGGAGACUUCCGGUAUGGAUCUCGAGGAGUCACAAGCGGCUGAGGAUAUAUCGACUGACGAGGAUUCGAACAAGAUAACUCGUAGAAGUAAGGAGGCAAGAAAACAGAAGCAAGGCUGUAUAAUUUCUAAGCACUCUAACGAGAUAACCAGUUGCAAUGACGUGCAUGGCGUUAAGAGUCUGAUAGAGUCGGCAGUGAUGGAAUGCAUUUCUAACGAUGACGCAACUUGUUCCUUUGACCGACCUGAGCAACAACAACAACAACAACUAGAUUCAUCUGGUUCAUCCGACGAAAAUGCCCAUAAGACAAAGGAACAGUCCGAGGAAGUAUCUCAAUAUGAGAAUCGCGUACUUAACGAUCCGUUCUACGAAUCUGAUUGUGAAAGUGAUGGGAAUGAGCAGACUAACUCAUUCGUACCUACGGAGUCCUUUGAAUUUAUCGAUCCUGUCAACAUGUCACCAGGCGCAUCCGACACUGAGAGAGAAUUCGCAAAGUACGAAGGCUUCAAUAAAGUCGAGAACGAGAAACUGAACAGCAGCUCCGAGGCCAGAAGCAUGACUACUGAACAACUCCGUCAUGAAUUGUCUCAUUCGAAUGAUCUACCCAUUAAGAAGAGUUCCUCGAGUACGAGCAGUUAUUACUUUAUAGACGCUUCCAGUCUUAGCGAUGAGAACGAGGUUUUAUCUAUGGAGAGGACAAGGGAUCGUCAUCCAUCUGGUAGAAUAGCUUCGUACAUUUCCAAUUCCAUGGACUAUGUACCAAGUAGAUCCAAUAAUCUUCCAAGCGAUGAGCAGACGCAUAAGUACACUGCUAGAAAACAAACUAGUUUACAAGGCGGCCACGAGAGAGUCGCUGAAUUUGAAAGAGAGCUAAAGCUUACGGAACACCUGAAGCCUCUAGCUGAGACGCGUAAGGUCAAACGAGUGGAUUCCACAUUGGAUGAGAAACCUGAGAUGGAUAAGGGUAUCGAGAAGGAGGCCUUGGUGGUCGAGAUCAAGGAAGCGGAUAGUGGAGAGAGCACUCAGGCUUCGCCAUGUCCUGAUAACAGUACCAGUCUCAACGUGAUGAAGGAUGAAAUCAGUAUAGUGAAUAACGCGAGAGAAGCAACGAGCAACGUGACAGUUGUCGAGGAGGAAGUGCAGGAUAAGGAAGAUUGUGAGAAAAAGGAGGAUUCCGAAACUACGGAUGAAACACGACGACCCUCGCUGAUAAGGAGAAAUACAUUCGAACUUGAUUCCAACGAGGAGACACUGUCAGUCUUGAGGCAGGAGUACGAGAGACGUCAGGGUAGCCUUGUAUUUCAAAAUUCCAUUCCACAGUACUCUGGACAUCGUGUCGACGGCGACUCUUGUUUUUUACCCGCUGUGGAUACUGCUGUGCCUAUACUGGACACCGAGCCAAGUCCUUCCGCAGCGGAUAUUUCAGAAUCCGGUGACAUGCGUUACGAUUCGACAAUGCCGUUUUUGUUGCUAGAUAAAGUGGGUCACACGGCAGCGCAGGAGGGAGCAGAGAAUAAUUGCCAUCUUGACAUCAGUAUUGAAAACUCCAAUGCAGUCUAUCCCGUGAUUAAAAGUGCCAGUGAUAAAUUCGUUAUAGAGAACAAGGUCGAGUUGCUGGAUGACCUGAUAGAGAACUCGAGCAGCAGUUUACCUGUAAAUUUAAAUUACACUGUGGAGAAGGAAGAUCGUCUUUUGGAUUUGAUGAAGAUAAAGAAACGCGACGAGAGAGCACCUAUUGUUUCUGGUGGUGCCAGUACUUCUGAUUAUAAAAAACCAACUGAUAGUCCAAUUGUGCGCCGUAAAACAGAAUCCACACCAAUCGUAUCCGGCGGUUCGGUUAUUAUGAAUGAACCGGAAGUUAAAGCUAAGCCUAAUAGAAUGUCUACUUCUAUGACUGCCUGGGUCGUUGACAUGAGUGGUUGCAAUAGGAGUGAUGCUAAGUCUUCUAUGACAUUUGAUACCCAGGAAGGUAUGUCGCAGAGCUUUUCAUCGUCGGAUUGCAUUAAGAGCGUGAAAAAAUGCAAGUCUCAGGAUAGGCAGCACGGAAGUCUGGGUUUUUUUGUCAAUUUAAGUAACAUGGAGACAAAGAAGAUGACGGACGCACGCGAAGCAGAGAAAAAGGAACAGAACGGGACUGGAAAGCAAUACUGUGAAUUUUAUAUAGAUAUGUCUGGGAAGAGUGAUAGCAAUGCCAAGUGUAAAAAGCAAGAAACUGUUGACCCAAGUAACAAUAAGAAUCAAAGCGUCCAGGAGGGAAAUGAUAAGAAAAAUAUAUUUUCCAUGUUCAUCGAUUUGAGUGAGCCAAGUAAGAAGAAUGGCAAUGAGACUAGUAGCGAAUCAUGUAAAGGAAGUUUAAUCAAGGUUUACGAUAAGAAGGUAGAAGCAGAUCAGUCAAAAGUUAGUGAUAUGAAUGAGUCUGAUGAAAAUGGCGGCAGUGGCAGUGCACAAAAUCAUUGUAUCCGUGAACAAAGAUCUGUUAGGGAUAACAGUAAGCCCAGCGUUUUUAUGUUUAUAGAAUCAGAUUCACCAGUCGUUAGACGACGUACCCUGUCAUCCUCUAGGCCAGUAUUUAAGCGACAUUCCUGGAAUGUGGACAAGUCACAAUCUGCAAGUGGCAAUGGACAUGUUGGCAAGGAAUUAUUAUUUAGGAAAGAACAUAAACGAGCCCACAGCCUCUCCGUGGACCGUGGCGAUAUCAGGAGAAUACAAACUAAAGGAAGUAAUUCUAGUCAUUCGCUGAGUGAAGUAGCACGUGCUGAUACUUUGAAUGCAAAAAAUCCUAAGCGGCUACAGGAACAAGAUAAUGGUCGCAACAUGGAUACAUCCUCGGAGGAUGUUUUUGAAUUUGAUACUCGUGACACUCCGCCGAAUUCUCACAUUGAGAUUGUUAAUGAGGAGCUUCGCGUUUCUGUAAAGCAUCACGAUUAUAAGGAACUGAUUUCCAGUGAGGUGGAGGAAAAUAUGGAGAUUUCAGAUGUCAAGCUCUUCGAGGAGGAGUACUCCGAAGUGUCUGUUUGGGAUAAAACUGGUACAGAGAGUACAGAAGGUCACACGCGUAAGAGCGAGACAUUUGACAUUAGUAGCGGAAGUGGACCAUCUCCAGGAAGUGAUAAUCAUGACUUUGAAUUACCUGACUUAUUAAAUGGAGAUAUACCAAAUGUGGAGCAAAAACAGGGUGCUGCUGGGGGUAGUAAAAUCUUAGAGGCACAAAAAUCUCUUAAUGAGAAAAUAAAAAAAAUUGAAUGUGAACUGAAAAGGCCUGAUUGUGAGAUGCUGGAUCAAAAGCAUAAGGACAAAAGUGACAGCAGAUCAUUGCGAAAAAAUGAAAAAUCUAAUGACUAUGACUUAAAAGAUAAUCAGUCAGGACCUUCGAAGACAACAGGUUCAUCUUUUGUAAGAUUGUCAGAUUUGGAUAAAACACCAGCACGUAUUGAUACGUCUGACGCUAUUCUUAGUAAGGAAGACAGAGUUACUUAUCGUAUGAGCAACAGCAUACCAGAAACUUCAUGGAUUGAAAGUAAAUUGGUAAUGUCAAGAUCCAGUGGUCCAGUGAGGACAUUGUCCAGGAAGUUCACAUCAGUUAUGACAACGUCUUUACCACCGAAGCAAAAGUCACCACUCGAAGAUAUGGCUACUGACUGUGAAGGUGAAGGCAUAAUCUCAGAAUCUGAUCUCAGUAGCAUGCAAAGCAGUAUGGGACGAUCAGGCGCUGAGGGAAGCACCGAAGAAACGGAAACUUCAAGUCUAGCUGGAGGAAAGCCAUACAAUAGAUUAGGAGAAGAUUUAUUAAGAAUGUUCUUAGAAGAGAUUAAUCCUGAUGUCACAAUAGAUGUAGCUGGUCGUAGAAUUCGAGCACAUAAGUGCAUACUGAGUUCACGCUGUCAAUAUUUUGCUGCCAUAUUGAGUGGGGGUUGGGUCGAGAGUGCUGGAAAUGUUAUUCCUUUACAGGGGUAUUCAUACAAUGCAGUACAUUUUGCACUGUGCCACAUAUACAGCGGAGAGAGUAAUAUACCAGAUUCGAUCAGCAUAGUGGAAUUGGCCACAUUAGCUGAUAUGCUCUGCUUAGAGGGUUUAAAAGAAGUAAUAGGAUACACGCUUAAAGUGAAAUACUGUCACUUGUUUCAUAAGCCCUGCCAAAUAUGUGCAGUAGGCGUAUUGGAAUGUAUGCCACUUGCUGCUGCUUAUGGUCUCGAUGAAGUAUACAGGAAGUCCCUUCGAUGGAUAACAAGACACUUUGUAAGAAUCUGGCCAUGUAAAGCAUUUGCCACACUCCCAAGGGAACUAAUGGAUAAAUGCUACCAUCAGCAUAUAGUCCACAUGUCAACAGACAACGUACUCCAGACCAUAAUGGAUUGUGACAAGCUCUUAGCCACUUUGCCAAACGUACGUUGGGCUGAACCAGUAUUUCGACUUGUCUCGAAUCUUUUGGAAACAGCUGUCAAGUUCUUGUCUGAAAAUUUUUCUGGAGUGCUAGGAAACGAAAAGUUCCAGGCUCUGGGUCGGGAACUCACAUGGAACAUUAGUCGCCUGGAGGAUAAUUUUCUAGCAGCUGCAGAUCGCCUACCACCUGAACAAGCAUGCAAGAGUUAUUCCAAACUGCACAAAAUGUUGGCCACUUCUCAAACGGAUGAUCCACCAUCUAAUAUGAAAUGGGGUCAAUUAUUUGUUGACUUCCUGAAGAAGAUUCAGAGUAGAGUAGAGAAAUGUCUUGUGCGGGAAGCUACUAGAGCAGCUAGGACCAGUUCGUGGCUUAAGAUGGACUUGGAACUUCGUCGUAGGAUACAAGAAUUAGCUUGCCUCGUUAUCUUGCCCCACGAAACUUCGAAACGUCCAUCCAGGCAUUCUAAUUUCCUAAAAGAACCAAAAGCGCCAUCCAGUCGUUCAACGACGAGUCGAAGUCUCGAUUUAAGACGAGUUAAAUUGGUCAUAACCGAACAUACCGACAAGACCAUUAAACAAGCAACACUUGUACCGCAAGCAAAAAAAGUUUUAAAUAAACCAAAGAGCGAUCCUCUGGAGCGCAAAGUGCAAGAAGAAAAGCAGGCUCCAAGUGACAGUUCAAGCAGACCAAAAUCUUGGCCAAAUAAGAUGGAGGUGAAAUCAAGAUACCUAGAGCCAAGGAACAAGUCGGUCACAAAAGAAACUGCACCACCCGCAGUGCAAUCCGAGAAGGUUAUGGUACAACAAAGAAGAAAAAUAAUGAUCUCAUCAUCGGACUCAUCACGGACAUCAAGUCCAGCAGUGAAACGUGCUGUGGAUAAGAAACCAUUAGCAAAAAUUAAGCUGCCGAUAAAGAAGGAUGUAAAGGCACUCUCGUCAGACAGUUUAACGGAAACCAAUGUCAGUAGAGUGAAUAACAGGAAGGACACAACGAGUAAGAGUUGCGGCAUCACCCGUCCCGAGUCUCCAACAUUCAAACAAAAGGAUACCGAGAUAGGUCUAUCAGUAGAUUCCUUAGCCGAGCCCAAGAAGAAAUCAUCGAUCAAGAUGAAAACCGGCAAGAUGGACACGUCCAUGUCAACCGACAGUCUUAUGACAGAGAUCACAGCCACGCCAAAGUCAAGCACCUCCAACAAACUGUCGCCAACAUUAGGUCGUGGAAUAAACAAGACCCAGGUAUACGACCGUACCAAGAAGACAUCACCACCGACGCAACAAAGAAGUCCACUGACUAUCACCCGGAAACCCCUCAGGUCAUUGGAAAGUUCAACAGCAGCCAGUCGAAACCGAGCAGUAGCCGUAACGCCUUAUCAGGGCUCGCCAAAUCUACGAAGGAAUCUCCUGGACGCCGCAAAGACGCCUGACAUCCUAAGUAAGUCCGUACACCAAGUAGCGAGUCGUACAAGUCCGCGACAGAGUGCACAAACGACGAGCGCAGUGUCUAAUGUAAUAAAGAGAGAAAGAAAGGAGACGCUUUCGAAUCAGCAGAGUCUGGAUAGUCCCAGCAAGAGGUCAUCCCCUAAGUCUACCGCCACAUAUAAGGUUAAUAAACAACCAGCAGCAGGUGUAAAGAAAGCUUGUAAGCCUGGUGAGGAUAAGGUGAAAACAAAGUGCCAUAACGGGGAACCCGUAAAGCAGCCCACAGUCGGAUCUAGAUCCGGAACUUUUUUGAAGGACGAGCCCACGAUACUUAAAAAGGCAGACAUUAAGUCGUCGCAAGCUAAUCUUUAAUUAUUCUGAUUAGAAUGCUAUAUGAAUGUCCUUUGUAGGUUGCAUUAGCAUUUUAUGGAUAUUAUAAAAGUUUAUCGUCCACGUCAUCUGUGAGAUGAUGAGGUAAAUCCCAAGCGAUGAGAAAUCCUAACUACUAACUUGUAAGAUACAGAUAUUAUUCGAGUCCAGGAAGUGUCGCAUGAAGUCGCGAGACAAUCAAAACUCGUGUACUUGCAUUUAGUGAGAGCCCAGGGUACACUUGUUUUGACAUCCAUUACGCGAUAAUGUGACCUUGUGCCCUGGUUAUUCCGACAUCAGUGAGACACACCUUCCUUCCUCUAAUGCUUUUUAUCAGAGGUCUAUUUUACAGUCGUUCAACGUAGGGACGACGGCUAUUCGAUUCACGUAUAGAUUUCUGUUUUGAUUAAUUUUUAUUGUACUUUAGAUUGCUGCACAAUUACGGGACGAGUCAAGAUUAUGUUCUUCGAUCACUGAUAGAACUUUAUGGAUACUCGUCCAGAAUGGAAACUUUUACAUAGAUGUAUGCAUUGGUGUCAUGUAGAUUGAUAUACGCAGCAUGCCCAUAGUUCAUAGGCGAACGACAUGGCCAGUUACAAAUGAUAUGUUUAGAUAGUUUUCGUCCUUGUUAACGAUAAAAAAAGGUGGACGAGCCAUAUCAAAUGAAUUGUUUUAUAGAACUCUUUUUGUGACGUUAAUUAAUUUUUUUUUAUAAUGUGAUGCAUUUGCGUUCCACUUCGCGUAUGUUGCCAUUCUAUAACCCAACUCUGGUUCUAGCUAAAAUAUUUUAUUGAUAAAUGCGAUUUCUUAUACGACAUGUCGUACGUAGUUAUUAUAAUUAUUUAUUAAAUUUCUAUCUAUAUUUUGCAAUGUACAUUUUUAUGCAAUAUUUGUAUCUAGUCAUUUAUAUAUUUUAAAUAUUUACUUUUAUGUAAUGUUAAUAAAUAUUUCAAAUAUAACGUUAGAACAUUGUUGCCUUCGAUCUGAUUUUGUACGGUCAAUUGAAAAGUGCAUGUUUCAUUUCUAAAAUGGUUUUUCCUAUUGACAAGAGUAUAUUAGAUUCGUGGUUUCCACAAAAACCUAAUAAAAAUAUGUGUAAAUGAAGAAUCAUAUUAUCACUACAUU
Cephus cinctus (wheat stem sawfly) is the source of this 8425-nucleotide messenger RNA. RefSeq lists its product as uncharacterized. The transcript is spliced from 11 exons. Bases 422 to 7303 code for a protein of 2293 amino acids. Lineage: Eukaryota; Metazoa; Arthropoda; Insecta; Hymenoptera; Cephidae. Gene Ontology annotation, molecular function: protein binding. The record is from RefSeq and is a predicted model, not a curated record.